AUGGUGUAUGGGGGGAAGCCGAGCACCGGAUGUUACCUUUGUCGUAAGCGGAAGAUAAAGUGCGAUGAAGCUCGCCCGGAGUGUCGGAAUUGCAAAAUCCAUGGCCGACCAUGUCCAGGCUACCGGCCUGAUGCAGUAUUCCGCAAUGAAACCAAAAAGAUUGAAAGACUGGUGAAAAAUGGUGGAAAUGCGAGCACCAGUGGAAGCGAGAGCGCCAGUGAGAGUGGACAAAGCAUGCCCACUUCGGCUACCUCGGCUACAUCAGUCGUACCUCGCCAGCGCAAAAGAUUGCCUGAAUAUCAGGCAGAUGACCCAUUAAACAUAUACACUCCAGCAGAUUCGACGUGGGAGCAACGUGCGUUGUGCUAUUUCUUCGACCAAUAUACCAUCCGAGCGGAUGAGGAUGGGGGCCACUUGGACUAUCUUCCUCCACUCUAUGCACGAGAGAUAGGCCGACCCAGCCAAUCAACAUCUUCUUGUCUGAAGUGGGCGGUCGAUGCUACGGCGUUGAUGACCUUGGCUAAUGCUAAGAAUGCACCUACGCUCAUGAACAAGGCUCGACAAGGCUACGGUAAAGCUUUGCGGGGUUUGCAAGAGGCUUUGAAAUCACCAACCAAUGCAGUCAAGGAUGAAACAUUUGCUUCUGUCGUGAUGCUCUCUUUGUAUGAAGAUAUCUCCGGCGAGCGAAAUGGAUUGUUUAGCUCCCACACGGCGGGCUUUGAGUUCUUGAUGAAGCUCCGGGGCGAGGGGCAGAUGGGUCAUCAGCGUGGUCGCGACAUGUUCAACUUUGCAUACACCCACACUUAUAUCGAGAUCCUUGCAUUGGGAGACAAUCCCCGCUUCGACCUCCAAUGGGUCCUGGGGAUGCUGAACGGCGAUGACCCCGUCGACCAACUCAUGCUUUCGGCAUCUAAGCUAACACAGCUUUUUGUCACCAUGCGCUCCUCACCCCAGCCCCCAGACCAGGCUACAGUAGAAUCAUGGAUCACCACCGGUCGUGAAUGCGACGCAGAACUCUUCAACUGGACUCAAACUCUUCCAGAUCGAUGGCUCCCACUUGUCGUUUAUUCGACCCAUGGCGAAUCCCUCCUGACCUACAAUCGCAUUUCCAACGCCAUCAUCUGGUACUACUACCGCGCAGUACGGGUGAUGCUACAAAAAGUUCUCCUCAGUCUGAACCGCACUCUCACCACCAUCAAAACGGCCAACGAACAGUCGACCAACCUCCCAGCGAGCAGUUCGGGAACCAGUUUCACUCCAAUUGACGAAGCCGAGUUGCAAGGUGUCAUUCGUGAAAUGACCACGGAUACUUGCCGCAGUAUCCCCUUCUCGUUGGCAGAUGUGGACUCCCUCGGGCGUCCCAACAAAGCAGAUAGUCCGCUCCAGAUCCGUGCAGCUCAAGGGUACGGUCUUCUCUGGCCUCUUUGGUACGUGCUUACCUGUGGCAUGCCCACCGAGGCACAAGUGCAACAGAUCAAGACUGGUCUGUGGCGCGUCGGAUCCAACCUGGGGAUCAAAUUGGCGUUGUUUCUGGCCCAUGAGGCAGAAAAGAUUCGUGGGACGUCGGAUGAGAUCUCGCCAUUGAAUCUGAAUCGUGAGCAACGAGUUGAGGAGAUGCCCUGGUAA
Messenger RNA from Penicillium olsonii, 1626 nucleotides. Lineage: Eukaryota; Fungi; Ascomycota; Eurotiomycetes; Eurotiales; Aspergillaceae. The record is from the annotation of a GenBank genome assembly.